CCGAUAUGGUAGUCCAAAAUGUCAUCCAACAAGAUCAAAAUGUCGAGGACAAUAGGUCACCAAUGUCGGAGGUACAGAGUCCAAAUGUAACCGGUGUCCGAACUGCGAUGCAGCCGAGUAUCAACCCCAACAAUCUCCAAGUCUCCAAUCAGGUAAGCACCACAGUCUCAUAUCACCGAAGUCCAACUCUGAUCUCUGUCCAACUAGUACAAGUAUCCAAUCUGAAGAAGAAGAAGAAGAAGAAGAAGAAGAAGAAGAAGAAGAAGAAGGAGAAGGAGGGAGCCGAGGAGGAGAGGGAGAGAGAGGGGACUGGCGAUGGGAGGGAGGAGAGAAACCUCCAACUCCCGGUACCUCAGGCGGCUAUGGCCGCCGGUAACCCAGUCGCCGCUGCUGCUGCUCCGCUCGCUGCUGCUGCGCUAAUCGCUGCGCUGCCUGCUCCUCGCUCCUGCGCUAAACAUAGCGCUCCAACGGCACUCUGGUGCCGACCUUACCGCACCGUAGUAUACCGGUAUGAUGGUGGAGGGCAGGACGAGUCAUCUGGCGUGUACACCGUCGACGCAGAAAUCCAACAUGAGAGCAUAAUGACGCUUAUGAUUCCAGAGAGUGCAGUUGUCGACUAUGCCGGGAAUCCAAAUCAUGCAUCUCGUACUCUAAGCAUCGAGCAUGUCCUACCAUCUCCCAGUAUCGACUUUGCGAUUACUGUUAGCAACACCAUGCUGGGGUUGACAGCUGUUGCAUCGGGCGCUCUGUCAAUGGCUUCAUAUUACGCUGGUGUCCAGGACCCAGCUACUGCAGCUCUUGGAAAUCUUGGAACAUCCCAUAAUCGCCACUUUUUGGGUGUGUUGGGCCAUCUUCAGAUCUUUGCGAUGACAAAAGACCUCACCGUGAAUCUCCCACCGCAGUAUGUGCAAAUGGCAGAAAGUUUUGCAUGGGUGAACUUUAACCUGCCUGUGCCAUGGGAGCGUACGGCGAGAAGUGACAUGAAGGUAUCUGGCAAGGAGAACGGCACAUUGGACAACACCCGGACAACUGCAACUCUCCAGGCACAGGACCUCCGAACCGCUGCGCGGACUGGCGGGAGACGGUUGUUCGGCAUGCUCCAGAUGUCCCAUCUGAGCAGUGAUACAAUUGGUCAUCCAUCUCCUCGCUUCCUGCUCCCGGCCACAGAGUCUAACGCGGCUAUCACCUCCCCCAACGACGCGGAUGUGGGUACUGCACCGUCAUCAGACAGCCCACCGAAUCUGCUUGAUGAGCUUGGUGAUCAGAAUCAGGGCCAGAGUGCAAACAGUACAGGGUCGGAUGCCAGUACGUCUCUUAUGCAAUCCUACAAUGACCGCGUGCAAGCUUUCAGUGACAGCCAGCUGGAAGAUUUCCGUAACAAAGGAUGGGACAAGUUCUUCCAGGUUCUCUUCUGGUUUGCCGUGGCUGCCGUUCUGUUGAUCACCCUCCACAUGUGUGUGCUCGCCUACAUGCAAAAGAAGCAAAUGAAAAUGCGAGGACUCUUCGCCAUUCCCAGGCCAGAGAUGCAGCUGCUAAUGCUGGGUCUUCCGACGUGGGCGUCCGUUGCUGCAACUCUUACUGCUUGUGGGAGCGACAGUGCCUUGACAACAGGAGUUCUGAUGAUGUGCAUGAUGGUGCUUACCGUGGUUGUAGCUGCGUUCUAUGUUCUCUGGUGGAGAGUGAUAACGUGCCGUGAUGCGGAAUUUGAGGUGACAAUAGACCGCGAACCAAAGAGCUUAAUGCCAAGAGUUAUUGACACGAUUGUUGGCCCAAAGACAGAAUCGGAAUGGAAAGUAAACAAAGGAGGGGUAGACCCCCUCUUUGUGGAUAGAUGGGGGGCACUCUUUGAAGACUUGAAGGGACCAAUGAAUGCUGCUCCACUCCCAUCAAGUAGCCCAGCCUGUCCAUCUCAGCAAAGAUCCAUGCAAGCACCAAACGACGUGGAAACAGGAACCGCCGGAGGCGCUGCUGACAGAUCAUCUGGUUCAUCCAGUACGAGCACGAUAUCUGGACCAGGUUCAUCCAGUAUGCUGCAAUCAAGCGGACAAGCAUCCGGAAGGAACGGAGGCUUAUCUACAGAAUUCAGCGGAUCGUGUGAGAUUGAGCCGAGAUCGGGCCACCUCUUAACCCUGAGUCCUUUGCCAGAAGGUGUGCAAAGUUCUGAAAUUACAGAGCGUUUUCGACGUUACAUGGCCGCAGAGGGCGCUGUGAGUUAUGCGAAUGGUGUGGCUCCUUGGGAGGCUCGCAAACCAUUUCCGGAACAAGGUGACGCAGCAGUCGCUCGGAGCCAGGAGCAGGAGGAGACGACAAUUCAAUCCAGGGGCAAGAGAGUAUGGCUGCUUGUGCGAAAGAAGGCGAGGCUCGAUGCUCUUCCUCGGAAUGAAAUGCGGCAGAUGUAUGUAGUUGUCGAUUUAUCAAUUAAGAUGAUGGUGGGCAUCUUGAUAGCAGCAUUCAGCGGGAGAGACAACGAUCCUGCAGAGCUUGUAAUUUUGCUCAUCCUUUUCACGAUUCAAGGGCUCUGGGUGGUCUUCCUGAAGCCCUUCAUCUGCAGAGGCCGUCACGUCGUGGAAGUGCUUUCCAUUGCUGGCGAAGUGGUCCAGAUCAUCUUGGGGUUGGUCCUCUCUGGCCGGCAAGCCGAAGAGGCAAAGAAAACACAAUCGAGGAUCAUGGGAUACGUAAUGCUUGGAAUCCAAGCGCUCAUAAUGGGGUCCCAACUCCUAAACCACUGGUUCGCCCUGCUGCUGCAGCUGAAGACCGUUAUCGUCAAGCUCAUGAAGCGGUCUUGGGCCGGCGUGAAUACAGUGGGAAGGUACGCAAGGAAGAUCCACAGACCUUCCAUCCCCCGUCCGAAGUCCCAUCGUCCAAAAUCGCAAAAUCUCUCGUCGGAACGUUUGGUCCGUCCCGGAUCGGCGUCCUGGUGUGCAAGUCCUGCAAGCAGCUUUGGGUUGCCGACCCCAACGAGCUCGUCAGAGAUGAAUCCGCAACAGGAACAGGGUCAAGUUCAGGAUUCUUGCGCAAGCUGCGAACUGCAUGCUCCGACGUUUUCAUUAUUGGAUAUGGACGGACCUAUGCCAGCAUGCGAGUCGCCGGAACCUUUCGGGACCAUGUCUUCUGCAAGUUCCGUUUCCGGCGUAUCGACAGCUCAGCCUCAGCAGACUGGCGAUCAUUUGUUCAUCUCUUCAACGGGUGCAAUGAGGUGGUCGCUUCCUGCACUCGUAGAAGUCGACGAGGAUCAACUGAGUCAUUCAGGGCAAAGCAGUGCUCCCUAGUCCCACACUUCCCCCCUCGGGGGACAUCAAAUCCAUGUGCAACCCCUCUU
Chara braunii is the source of this 3319-nucleotide messenger RNA. Lineage: Eukaryota; Viridiplantae; Streptophyta; Charophyceae; Charales; Characeae. The record is from the annotation of a GenBank genome assembly.